AUGGUGAAGCCUAUGUCAAAUAUCUACGCCCUUGCGGGUUUCGGCACGAUUGGAGGAGCCCUCUUCGGUUUUGAUAUCAGUUCCAUGAGUGCAUGGAUUGGAACCGAACAGUAUGCUGAAUACUUCAAUCAUCCGAGCUCCGAUCUCCAGGGUGGCAUCACCGCUUCUAUGUCCGCUGGUUCUUUCGUCGGCGCCCUCGGCGCUGGUUUCCUCUCUGACAGACUCGGUCGCAAGCGUGCAAUGGAAGUUGCAGCCAUCAUUUGGAUCAUUGGUUCCGCUAUCCAGUGCAGUGCUCAGAAUGUCGCCCAGCUUAUCGUCGGUCGUGUCAUCAACGGUUUCACAGUUGGUAUCAUGUCUUCCCAGGUCCCCGUGUACCUCGCCGAGCUCUCCCCUGGCCGUAUUCGUGGUCGUGUUGUCGGUAUCCAGCAGUGGGCCAUUGAGUGGGGUAUCCUGAUCAUGUACCUGAUCUCUUACGGAUGCUCCAAGGUUGAGGGUCCUGCAUCUUUCCGUAUCGCCUGGGGAAUCCAGGGCAUCCCGGCCUUCAUUCUCCUCGGCGCCCUGUUUUUCUUCCCGGAGAGCCCGCGUUGGUUGGCCAGCAAAGACCGGUGGGAAGAGAGCUUGGAUGUCCUGGCCUUGCUCCACGGCAAUGGCGAUCCCCAGCACCCUGUCGCGCAAGCGGAAUACCUUGAGGUCCGCGAAGCCGUUCGCGUUGCGCAGGAAUCAAAGGAACUUACUGUCCUCGGCCUCUUCGGUCCUAAGAUGUGGCGCCGCACCAUGGCCGGCACCUUCGUACAACUGUGGCAGCAACUCCUCGGCGGCAACGUCAUGAUGUACUACAUCGUCUACGUCUUCAACAUGGCAGGUCUUACCGGAAACGUCAACCUCUACUCGUCUGCCAUUCAGUACGUCAUCUUCCUAGUGACGACGGGCUUUACGCUUUGCUUCAUCGAGAAGGUCGGACGUCGCCAGUUGCUCAUCUACGGCUCCAUCAUCAUGUGCGCUCUCAACUUCGCCGUCGCCGGCAUCAUGGCCGAGCACGGCCGUCCCGUCGACGGUGUCGGUGAGAACACGAACAUCAAGUGGCAGGUUCUCGGCCAUCCCGCCAAGGGAAUCAUCGCUUGCUCGUAUAUCUUCGUCGGUGUCUAUGGUCUGACCUGGGCCCCUGCUGCAUGGAUUUACUGCUCCGAAGUCUUCCCUCUGCGCUGGCGUGCGAAGGGUGUCGGUCUGUCGGCCGCCACCAACUGGAUCUUCAACUUCGCACUUGCCUACUUCGUGCCCCCGGCCUUCGAGAACAUUGUCUGGCGCACUUACAUCAUUUUCGGCGUCUUCUGCUUCGUCGGCACCAUACACGUCUUCUUCUCUUUCCCGGAGACGGCCGGCAAGACUCUCGAGGAAAUCGAUGCCGUUUUCGAGCCCGGUGUCAAGGCAUGGAAGACGGGCAACAUGAAGUCGAACUUCUCUGAGAAGGUGGCAGCCGUGCAGAGCAAGGGCUUGGAUGCAAAUGAGCUGGUACACUCUGAGAGCGCCCAUGUCGUGGAUGAGAAGGGUACCGUGGUCAAGAACGACACCGUUGUCUAA
This is a messenger RNA of Diplodia corticola, 1578 nucleotides long. RefSeq names its product sugar transporter. The coding region runs from base 1 to 1578 and encodes 525 amino acids. Gene Ontology annotation, molecular function: carbohydrate:proton symporter activity. Gene Ontology annotation, biological process: carbohydrate transport; transmembrane transport. The record is from RefSeq and is a predicted model, not a curated record. The transcript is spliced from 7 exons. Gene Ontology annotation, cellular component: membrane. Lineage: Eukaryota; Fungi; Ascomycota; Dothideomycetes; Botryosphaeriales; Botryosphaeriaceae.